This is a messenger RNA of Opisthorchis viverrini, 902 nucleotides long. RefSeq lists its product as hypothetical. Lineage: Eukaryota; Metazoa; Platyhelminthes; Trematoda; Opisthorchiida; Opisthorchiidae. The coding region runs from base 31 to 774 and encodes 247 amino acids. The transcript has 3 exons. The record is from RefSeq and is a predicted model, not a curated record.
UUUGAACACCAGAGCAGGAUAAGCAGAAAAAUGCCAAGCAAGAACGCUUCGUUGAAUUUGUUGAAAAAAUGUGAAUACGUAGCUCCUGGACAAAUUGGCGUUUGUCGAAAGAGCAUGCUCUCACGAGAGACAUUGCAACGUCCGAAAAUUGGUGAGGCUCUGACACGAGGUAGACCAAAACAACCCAAAGACUUUGUCUACGGACUGAAUCCGCCAUUUAGAUACAAUGAAAUUGUUGAUUGCUUUAACUGGCCUAUCAGAAAAACGGGUGACCAUAUUGAUCCAGACUGUCUCCCCCGAGACUUCCAUCGAAUUAAUGUUGAAUCAACAAAAGAGGGAAUUCAUCCGGUCCCCGAUUGGCUUAGAUUUGCCAAUGAGAAGAACUAUCGACUAAAUCCGACCAAGAGGGUUCUAGGACGUUUGAGAAAACCGAAAUUUCCUGAAGAAAUGACAUUUGGACGCCCGGCUCGACCUCAAACUCCGAUGCAGUGUAUCAUGUCACAUCGGUAUAAGACUAUGUGGGAUGAACAUGCACAGGAAGAAAACAAAAAACGCAUGGCCAAUUUGGCUCGUUCACAGAACGAUAUCCCACAUCCGCUGGAUUCGAUUGGCUCCGUGCUCAAUAUGGUUCCGAUUGGUACCAGGGAAAGUCGCACCCAGAGAGAUCAAUCUCCAUCCAAAUUAUGGCAAAUGAAGCGAUUCCAGAAACAAUCAACCAGAUUAGAUACUCGAUGGUCGAAAGAAGAGGCGAAGCGUUUACUUCGGGGAGUCUGAGCUACUCAGACUGAUCGGAUUCUGCAUUUUGCUAAUCCUGAUCCUGCUGGCGUGGACAGUAGAACUGCACAUCAGUCUACAAGCAGUAAUGAAAUUGAAUUGAGAAAUUUGAUCAAAGUAGAUUACAG